Closterium sp. Naga37s-1 is the source of this 1755-nucleotide messenger RNA. Lineage: Eukaryota; Viridiplantae; Streptophyta; Zygnematophyceae; Desmidiales; Closteriaceae. The record is from the annotation of a GenBank genome assembly.
AUGGCCCGUAACCACCCUGCCGUUGCGAUGCUGCUGAUGACACUUGGCGCGAUGUUGCUAGCAGCACAGCCGUCCGGUGCGAUCCGAGCGUGGCUCGACGGCGAAGGGUUCCAGCCCCUUGAAGCGCCCGCUAGUGGCGGCAGUGGCGGCAAUGGCGGAAGCGGGUCUGUCUACAUCGUGCGCCUGAGUUCCGCGCCACCGCUCGUCGAAUACCGCGGCGGAAUCGCCGGCUACCCCGCCACUGCCACGUGGGACGACGACCGCAGCGAGAAUGACGGGGGCGACGACGAAUCCGUACCGAAUAUGGACCUUUCAGCCACCGACGUCGUCGCAGGAGCAGAUACAGCGCCUUCGAGGGCGGCGAAGCAUGAAGCCGUGGAAUUGGAAGACUCUACGACUCCUAGCACUGCUGACGGCGCUGCUGACACGGCCGCAGUGGAUGCCUGGAGCUCCGCCUUCUCGGGGCCCAACGUAACUGCGUUUUCGCCCGCGGUGUCAGGUGACGUUGGCAACGACGGGCGCGCGCGGCGCCGAAUGCGGCUGAGCAUGGACCGGCCGCAGGUGGCGGCUUUCGCGACGCUGCUGCAGCGGCAGAAGGCGCAGGUGGCAUCUGAGGCGGGUGUACUCGACGCGGACCUCAUCUACAGCUACAAGCACACCUCCAACGGCUUCGCGGCGCGCCUCACCGCGCGCCAGGUGUGGCGGCUGCAGCGCCAUCCCGACGUCACGUCCGUGACCCCCAGCCGCAUGCUCCGCCCCCAAACCACCGACUCGCCUAAGUUCCUCGGGCUCCCCGGGAAGGUGUGGCCGGCAGUGGGCGCCAUUUCUUCCCCAAUCCGCCCUCCUCUCUUCCCAUCUCCCCGCAGCACCAUCGCAAGGGGGGUGUCCUUAGCUUCGGCCACCAGCAGUCAGUCCCUAAACCCUCUCAACGCCAUCGCUAGCGCCACUGCCAGCAGCAACAGCACGGGCGACAGCAGCGCCACGCUCACUGCCGACGGGGGAAUCACCUUCACUGCUGCCUCUUCAGCCCCCAUGGUCGCUGAAUUUUCUUCUCGUGGGCCCCUCCUACCGCCCUCUGACACAGCCCGCCCCCCCCUGCCAGCUAACGACAUUCUCAAGCCUGAUAUUAUCGGCCCUGGCGUUGAUCUUGUAGCUGCUUUUCCCUCUAAGAAAAUCGGCGAGCCAGGUACAACCGCCCGCCUCACGGCACUGAUGACGACGGCAAGGUUUACUGACACGAGCAACAGCCCAAUUAAGAAUGCCGGCGCGGCUGGCAAAGACGCAACCCCGUGGGACAUGGGGGCAGGACAUGUGUUCCCGCCUGCUAUGCUCGACCCUGGUCUCACAUACGAUGCCCGAGAGAAAGACUACCAGAAUUUUCUGGCCGGGCAGGACCUGAACCGCGCGAAAAAGGAGUUCCCAGGGGCGUCCCUCUCCCCUCUGGCCGUGCGUAAUCUCAACCUGCCCACCAUCACAGUGCCUCGCCUGCAGGGCACUGUUCUAGUCACCCGAACUGUCACCUGCGUGGGCAGCUCUGUGUCUACAUACACUGUAUUCGGGAAGGCGCCACCAGGUGUGCAGUUGCCGGUUGGGCCUGGGAGUUUCACGCUUGCUCCGGGGCAAAAGGCGACUUACAUGGUCAAAUUGAUGGUGGAUACACCCAGCAAUGACUUCAAGUAUGGGUAUAUAGCGUGGAAGGACGACAAGGGGCACACCGUGCGCUCUCCUCUCGUGGUGCGGCCGAUUUCACGCUAA